AUGUCAGCGGCAAUCCGAGGACCAGCGACCGGUCGCUUCUACAAGGUCUUCCAUGCUUGGUCCUACCUCGUCACCGGUAAUGUUCUACACGCACAACGCCGACGCUUGGUGACGACCGCCUCUGCCCAUAAGGCCAAUGACGCCCAAUCGACACAUAAGAGACAAGACAGCCAUGUCGUGCAAACUUCUCCGAUCUCGAAUGACGAGCAUGGCGUACAGACAGAAACCCCACGGAAGACGGCUGAUACUUCUAUACCUGGCCAUUCCUGGGAGCGAAUGCAACAGCAUCCCACCUUCCUGCUCAGAAUGCAAGCCGCACUAGACGUGACGGUCCAGCCCAUUGGAGACCUCACCCCUAAUGGAUAUCGCAAAGUCCGCGUUGACGCCCCCGGGAAAAGUGUAUGGAAUUAUGUCAAAGCCCUCCUUAGGCGCCGCGUCGACGACGAUCAGACUCUUGACAACACCGUUUUCGAAUCUUCUCGGAAGAAGCGUAAUGACAAUCUUCCCGCUACCUACAGGACGCACAUACCGCCCGAGAAAGCCAGCAUGCUUCAGGAAAACACUGACGAGUUGAGGCUGCGCAUUCAAGACACUUUUUCCGUUCACUUGGACGUUGUACAAGACACAAGCCAAGGUCUGCACAGCAUUACCAUCACGGGCCCUGGAACCAACGUAAAAUCCACCAAGCAGUUUCUGAACUCGCUGCACUAUGAAUCGGAACAAUCGGCCCAGCCGACCACUCGGCCAAGCUCUACCGAGAUCAAGUCUAUAUACAAAGCCACCAUGCGCAGUGUCCCUUCUAGCGUCGUCGUCCUGACUAGUCGUGUCUUUUCAUUACGCUCAGAUACCGAUUCACUACGUGGAAUGACGGUGUCGUCCUUGACUUCUGUCACUCUCGACCCAGAACCCAUCAUCUCUUUCAGCAUCAAAGGGCCAAGCCGUACCCUCGAAUGUAUUACCGAUGGUCAGCCUUUCAAUGUCCACUUCNUCUCUCCCUCUCCUGAAGGUGCCCGGAUUGCCGACUUCUUCUCCACGCCCCAUGUUGAUCCUUCCUACCCUUUCCGUAUCAUGCGAGGGUUUGGCUUGGCUGAUAUCGGCGAACAUGACCAUGAAACAUCUGGCCCCUUCAUAAUGGGUAAACACAUUCUCUCGCGCUUCACGUGCGAGAUCUUGCCUGGAAAGUCGGUCGAGAUCGGAGACCACAUCGUCAUCUUCGCCCGAGUCACCAAUGUCUGGAGGUCUCAGAGUCUAAGCAAUCCUCCGCACAAUCAAUCCGCGGCCCUCACCUUCCUUGCUUACGCACAAGCUGCAUACCGCAUGCUUGCCCCCGAAUCGAUAGAACUAGAUCGCUCCAAAACUAUCGAGUCAGCCCGGUCCAACAAGCGAUUUCAAUAUAACAAGCCUACAAAAGUCAAGGCUUCUGUACCUACCUUAUCAAAUGUUCCAGCACCACAGCCUCCGCAACCAGAAGUAGAGACACAGGCUUCUCAGGUCUCCGACCAGCGUGCCGUGCCUGAUGUCGCCGAGCGCGACACUGACGAGAUUGUCAAGAGUGAAGCUGCUGACGAAUUUGUCGAUGCGUAUUGGCGAAUGGCUUUGGACGAGGAUGGUCAAGAUAGUGUACUCGAGGAACGUGCCGCUGAUCAGCGUGCAUUGGGUGAAGCCCAGAAACCAGCCGAUCAUGACGCCCCUCGACCAGCUACUUCCGAAAAGGCAGGCUAA
This is a messenger RNA of Aureobasidium vineae, 1722 nucleotides long. The record is from the annotation of a GenBank genome assembly. Lineage: Eukaryota; Fungi; Ascomycota; Dothideomycetes; Dothideales; Saccotheciaceae.